Molecule: messenger RNA, 1818 nt
Organism: Phycomyces blakesleeanus NRRL 1555(-)
Lineage: Eukaryota; Fungi; Mucoromycota; Mucoromycetes; Mucorales; Phycomycetaceae
Exons: 5
Coding region: 1-1818 (605 amino acids)
Source: RefSeq, a predicted model, not a curated record
AUGUACGAUGUUGGAGAAGAAUGUGAGAAUGACAUUGACGAAAUUGAAGACACUAUACCCUUGCUAGUCUUUGAUUUUAGCCAGCCUCUUCCUGUUCUCAGCAACGAUGAGAAAAAGAAUCUCGCGUUCAUGCAGUUGAUCCAAGAGUUCGGAAUUUCUUGUCAAGCCCACAAAAAGAUUGUAGAACACUUCAACCAGAUUUUUAAUUGUUCUAUCAAUAUUACAUACCAAGCAUGCAGCCCACACCUUGGAAACAAGCUUCUUGAGCGCUUCUUGGGUAUCAAAGCAGACGGAUAUGACAUUUGCAUCAGAGGUUGUAUGCAGUUCAACAACGAGAAUGAUAUCGCAUGCGUAAAAUGCGGUGAAGCAAGAUACAAAAAUGGCCAAACUAGUGAAAGUGACACCAGGGUUCCUUACUUCCGCAUGUUGCCUGGAACCCAGACGCGCUCACUGGAGAGUUUCAGGAACUACAAUCUGGCAAGCAGUGAAGACAGAAAGGGGCUCAAUGGUCAGUCACCAUUAGCCUCAAUGGAAACAUUCUCUGGCCCGUUUUUUUUCGCGUUAGACGAGAUGCAUGGUCUGUGCCACAGAAUCGGUAAACAGGUAUGGGGACUUGUACGCGGAAAGUAUGGAAUCAAGCAUCCUCUAUGUCUUUCUCUUGCCACUCAAAGGGAGAUUGGUGCUGCAAUGGUAGCCGCAAAAUCCACAAUCCCUACAUUGUUGCAUGGUGCCUGGAGAGACGUGACAAAGAAUGCCGGUUUCUUUAGAGCUGUGGAUUGGGCAGACUUUUUACUCUUUGUUGUCCCCACGUUGGUUGCAGAGCGUGUCCAGGACUUGGUUGCCCGAAAUGCAUUACUUGGCCUGGUUCAAACAUGCAAUUUACUCAUGAGCUGGGAGUUAUCAGCAGAGGAUCAAACCUCGAUAAGAAGUAAUCUUGUAGAAUGGAACUUAUUCCUAGAGAGUCUUCUUUCUACAGCAGAUAUUGACAUUGGCGUGUUCACAAUUAACCAGCACAUUAUUCAGCAUUAUCCUCAGAUGAUUGAUCUAUACGGCCCGCCAAGAGCAUAUAGCAUACGAUCCCUGGAAAGAGCCGUUGUCAGUGUCAAUGCUGGAAACAUCAUGAUCAGACUGGCGCAAUCCCGGCGUGUAGCAGAACUGACAACCGUUGCAAACACAAAAACUCCACCAGCUAACCUUCUAGUUUACAGUGCAUAUACCAAUGGGUGGCCUGUUACAGAAGGAGGUGAUCCUGCCAAUGCUGAGUGUGAGAUUGAGUUCUGGGGGCCUUUGAAGAAUUUAACAAUUUUCGAUAGCUUUGAAGAUAGAUCUCAUCUUUCAUUGCUUCUUAAAACGUUUUAUGAUUUGAAGGCGGAAGAAUUUAGUAUGCUUGAGCCUUCCAUAAAGACAAGCCGCAAGGCCUAUCUUAAUGGUUGUGUUAUUGAUGCUGCAUUCAACCAAAGUUCUACAAGAGAGGCAUGUCAUGUUCAUGUGCAGCUACAAGUGGACAUGAACUCCAGAAGAUCCCGCUCUUACCGUCCAGGAUAUAAGCAUUUCUUCGGAAAGGUGGUUAUAUUCUUCCAACAUGUAUACAACUCGAAGAGAUGGCCACUAGCUCUCAUAACCAUAUAUAGUGUGCAUUUGAAAAAUGGAUUGCCUAUUACAUCUGUAGUAAAGCCGAAGACUAUAGUGAUUCAUGCCAGUGACAUUGUAGAGUUGGUUGGCUUGGUGCCAUCAAAUGUCAAUGGUAGCCACUACAUCAUUUGGCCUAGCCUUAAACGUGGCCCAAAAUUGACACUUGGUGCCUUAAGUGAUAUAUAA